AGAGAGAGAGAGAGAGAGGGAGGGAGAGAGAGAGGCGCGACGCGACACAAGCUCGUGGGGGAAACCAAGAAGGAGACGUGGACAAUGGAUUCGCGAACGAAAGGACUUUCCGAUGAUUAAAGGAUUAAAGGUCUUCGAUGAACACGAGACACCAGGAGGAGAAGCAGAGGGCUAUGCUGUUUCUGCUCGUCUUUACUGCUGUUUGAUUAACCAUGAUGAAGACUGAACCCCCAUCUGCAGCCAGCGGCAGCACUGGCACCACCCUUGUAGCAAGAAGCGCAUCGCCGCACAGGAACGCCUAUGAAGCUGGAAUUCAAUCUCUCAAGCCGGUAAAAGAUUCCAGUGCUGCUAAGGGCGAGGAGGGGAAACCUCGACCCCAGGGCUGGGGCCGCAGGUACGGCUCCAAUGUGCAUCGUAUCAAGAAUAUGUUCAUGCAGAUGGGUUCUCCUGGAGAUGAAGAGGAUCCGUCGAAGGCCAAAGACCAGUCCAUCCGACUCUCCCUCCCCAGAGCGAGCAGUCUGAAUGAGAACGUGGAUCACAGCGCGCUGCUCAAACACGGCGGGACUGUGUCAGAGCGAGUUAGCCGCUUCGAUGGAAAGACCGAUGGUGGCAGCUCCCGUGGACCAUCCACAGGCUUCUCCAAGCUACAGGAGACAAGGAAGAUAUUUGAGCAACGUCACCUGCAGGAGAAGCAGGCUGCGACUAAUCGAAUCCUGUUGAAAAAAGAGCGGGCAUCAGGCUUCCAAGACAGCCGUUUGGAUGUGGUGGUGCGCUUCAACGGCAGCACGGAGUCAUUGGACAAACUGGACGCGGGGGACUGUCGCGCUGAUGCAGUGUCCCCAACAGUCAGCCAACUGAGCGCAGUGUUUGAACGGGCCGACCAGCGCAACAACCUAUACCGACCGUCCUCAACCUCCCCGCUGCCUUCUACCCCAGCCAAGGUGGGAGGAAUCAGCUCCAAAGUUGUCACUAGAAAGACACAAGUCUCCCCUCCAACGGAGAACCAAGAGGAGGGAGCUCAGCGCAACGACCAAGAGGCUGCACCUGGGAGUUCGAAGAGUAGAACAAGCAUCCAAGCUGAUGGACCCAAAGGCAAGCGAUCCGAGGAUGUGGCUGCUGGUAUGGAUUUAGAUAAGUCUAGGUCAGAAGAGGGUUCCAAACUAGAGGAGCAUGCAGCACCAGGAGCACCGAAUGCUGGGAGCAGACUGGUACAGGCGGAUGUCCACGCCUCUCUGGAAAAUGGAGAGGCCACCAGCAGCCAUGAGCCCUCAGAACAAAAGGAGGAAAUCGGACAGGCCGGCGCCGAGGAGGAAUCCCACAGAGAGGAUAUCUCAGAAGCAGACCUGGUGGACAUCAGCGCGUACAGCGGGAUCGGAGAGGACUCUGGUGGGAGUCAGCUGGAUGAAGACGAGGAGGCUGAGGAUGAUGAUGCUUACGAACCAGAAUCCAGCUGUUCAGAAAUCCCCGGGCUGCCUGUGGAAGAUGAACCACCCCCCAGCAGGAAGAUUCGUUUCAGUAUAAACCCCAUCAUGGUCUUCACCACAUACUCGAACGAGGACUACGACAGGCGUAAUGAUGACGUUGACCCCAUGGCGGCUUCGGCCGAGUAUGAACUGGAGAAGAGGGUGGAGAGACUGGACCUUUUCCCCGUCGAGCUGGAGAAAGAUAAAGACGGAUUGGGAAUCAGCAUCAUCGGGAUGGGUGCCGGCGCAGACAUGGGCCUGGAAAAACUGGGAAUCUUCGUCAAGACAGUGACGGAAGGAGGAGCCGCCCACCGAGACGGAAGGAUCCUGGUGAAUGACCUGAUCGUGGAGGUGGACGGAACCAGCCUGGUGGGCGUGACCCAAAAUUUUGCUGCGGCGGUCCUCAGGAACACCAGCGGCACUGUCAAGUUUGUGAUUGGCCGGGAGAAGCCGGGGGAACAGAGUGAGGUGGCCCAGCUGAUCCAGCAGACACUGGAGCAGGAGAGAUGGCAGAGAGAAAUGAUGGAGCAGCGCUACAACCCCUACAUGGAAGAAGACGAAGUGACGGGUGAAUAUGCCACCGAUGAAGAAGAAGAGAUGAGUCCCAUGUUUCCUAACGCCAUCGAGGUGUUCGAGCUGGCGGAGAAUGAAGACAUGCUCUCUCCUGUGGAGAUGGACCCAGAGAAACUUGCACACAAGUUUAAGGAGCUCCAGAUAAAACAUGCUGUGACCCAGGCUGAGAUCCAGCAGCUCAAGAAGAAGUUGGCUCACGCUGAGCAGGAUAAGCUGCGCUGGCGGAUGGAGAGGGCUCAGCUGGAGCAGACGGUGAGAGAGAAUAAGGAGCGGAUGGAGAAGCUGGAGGGCUAUUGGAUGGAGGCUCAGAGCUUAUGUCAAGCGGUGGAUGAGCACCUGAAAGAGACGCAGACGCAGUACCAGACACUGGAGCGCAAGUACAGUAAAGCCAAACGCCUCAUCAAAGAGUACCAGCAGAAAGAGAUUGAGUAUUUGAAGAAGGAGACGGCCCAGCGCAGAACACAAGAGGAGUCAGAGGCCAGCCACAAGGUGGAGACAGAAAACCUCCAGGAGAAGAUUACUGAUUUGGAGUCAAAGGUUGGCACUCUGAAGAGUUUGGAGCCGUCGUAAACCUUCCUCUGUGGAAAUGACGGAGAGAAUGACAGAAAUGCCUUGAACUCCGCCCACUCUACCCUCCGACCACAUUUUCCCUCCAUGGCCUGAAGAGCCAGGAAACAUGCUGAGGGGAUGUUACCGGGGACAAAGAGGGGACAAAACACACUGUACCAGUCGCCUGAGGGACGUCUAGCCAUCAGGAGGCCCUUUUUAUAGUCAUUUAGUCAUGUUCUCCGUUUCUUUUUAAGCGCCCUUAAAGGUAUUAUGAGCCUCUCUGCUCUCGGCAGGAAUGUAAAACCUCUUCGUUAAUAAACGUUCACUCACGUGCUUGCAGGAGAAGAGCGAAACGGUUGCUGGAUAAAGACAGCACGGGUGCCCACAUGCACCCUUAAUAAGUGUAGGACUGGAGCGAGAGGCGGCCUGUAUAGCAGUGACUGACAAGAGGACUGUUUGUAUAUAUUCUGGCAUAUAUUUAAAUAUUAAAACCGCUUAAGCAAUGUGCCGGGGGGGAGGAGAAGGGGUAAGGGCUUUCUUUACUUUUCACGUCUAGACAAAUCAUACAGUGAAAAUGAAUCCAUUUUUUCAUGGCAAAAGAGAGGAUUUUUAAGAAAAAUUGGAAAACAGGGUGUGAAAAGUGUAGUGUUAGUAGAGUUAGCAUUCAGGGGCUUCUCAUGUUUGCUUUCUGUUUAAAAGACGUCUUAAUGGAAAUAGAAUGAAUAGGGGCUUAUGGGUGAUGUUUCUUCAUUAAGCAUCACGUUGUGCUUUAACUCCAGUGAUUGUGGUUAGGUGGUACAGUGCUCAUGUGCCUCGGUCAACCCUGCAGUGUCGUCUGACUCUGUGACGUGACAGAGGAAGACUUCUGCAUCAAUCAGAAAUAUGGCCUUGUUUAAUUGCUACCCGAAACCUUUCACCAGCCCUCUGUGUUUAAGCAGGCUUGUAGUGUGUUUACUCCAAUGAGCCACAGUAAGUGCACUCAGACUGCACUACAGAGAGUCCAGGAGAAUCCUAAAGUUUUCCGCUUAAGUCCUCCUCUGUCUGAUUCAUUCAGUAUUAUCAUUCCAUAUGAUGUGGGAUCUCAUUUUAGUUGGGUUGUGGUGUUAUAAGCCACCUUUGUCUUCGUUAUGUUGUGUUAUAAGUGUUUUUGUUUUUUAUUGUACUCCUGGGAAAACUGGAAUUCUGAAACAGGAAUUUGAGACCUCGAUUAUAUGUCCCCUUUUUAAACUCAAAUCCACAGAUGAUCUCAAGUUUGGCAUGUUAGAGACACUGAGCCUCAUUCAUAGGACACGAGCAGAAUUAAGCGGUGAAAUGUUCGUUAAACCACUCUUGGGGGCCGUUCACACAGAACAGAAGAGAACGCCUUCUGUGUGAACGGCCCUCAGUCUGUGGAGCGCAGAUUAUUUUCUUUAACUGAAUCAGAUAGUUGUGUCUUGUUCUCACUGUUGGGCCUCUUACAUCAACCAUAAUACUGAAAGAGAAUCAAGUUGUUUUUUCACAUGCCAAAAAAACUCUUAUUCUAGGCUCAGUAUUGAAAACCUUAAGAGCAUUGGAGUUCUUCCCAUUUCCCUCUUUAAAGUGUUUAAGUGUUGUUCAGCUUUUUACAA
Carassius carassius (crucian carp) is the source of this 4192-nucleotide messenger RNA. It is a transcript of the gene ppp1r9ba, whose product is annotated as protein phosphatase 1, regulatory subunit 9Ba. The coding region runs from base 213 to 2606 and encodes 797 amino acids. The transcript has 11 exons. Gene Ontology annotation, cellular component: actin cytoskeleton; postsynaptic density; cytoplasm. Gene Ontology annotation, molecular function: actin filament binding. NCBI's taxonomy places the organism in Eukaryota, Metazoa, Chordata, Actinopteri, Cypriniformes, Cyprinidae. Gene Ontology annotation, biological process: neuron projection development; calcium-mediated signaling; actin filament organization. The record is from RefSeq and is a predicted model, not a curated record.